Molecule: messenger RNA, 2852 nt
Organism: Alternaria alternata
Lineage: Eukaryota; Fungi; Ascomycota; Dothideomycetes; Pleosporales; Pleosporaceae
Exons: 6
Coding region: 80-2734 (884 amino acids)
Biological process (GO): septin cytoskeleton organization
Cellular component (GO): endocytic vesicle; cytoplasm; plasma membrane
Source: RefSeq, a predicted model, not a curated record
GCUCGCCGAGCUUCCUCUCUAUGUAAAUAUCCCGAAUUGCUACCCUGUGGCUGUGCGCCUGUCCCCCGCAUUCGUCGCCAUGGAGCUCCAACGCAAAGAAUACCCGGCAUUGCUGACAUCGCUUUCGCCCGCCCAAGCCGUCACCGUCCUCGACAGUCGCAUGAGACAUGUCGGCCAGCUCAACAACCACAUUGCCGACUGGCUACAGGAACGUCGUCGCGUCGAAGAACAAUAUGUCCAAGGUCUGCGGAAGCUCGCAAACAGACAUCCGCCCGAUGAGUCGUCGGAUCUGGGCAUCUUCGCAACCCCAUGGCAGAAGAUUGUGAGCGCAACCGAGUCCGUCGCCCAAUCCCACGCGCACCUGGCCACCAAGAUCGAGGCCGACGUCGAACGCCCCCUGCGCGACUUCACCGCCAGCAACCGAGAUGUACUGGCCAUGGCCAACAUCCAGGGAAACCUGUCCGCAAUCGCAAAAGACAUCGACACGGCGCAGAAGAAGCAAGGCAAACUUCGCGAUAAGGGAUCAAAGGCCAAAGCGUCCGCCGUUGCCGAUGCCGUGCAGGACAUCGAGAAGGCUGAGCUGCAAUGGGACUCGCAAGCACCCUACGUCUUCGAGCAACUGCAGGCCAUUGAUGAGACCCGUCUGAACCACCUACGCGAUGUGCUCACGCAAUUCCAAACCCAUGAAGUCGACCAGGUGGAGCGCAGCAGGACCACAGCUGAAGAGACGUUGAACGCCAUGCUGAACAUCGAAACAGCCGAUGAGAUACAAACGUGGGCAUUGAGGAUGCGGAACGGAGAUGCACCGCAACCUGUGCGAAAGCCGAGCAUUCCAGGGACUCCUUCGAGAAACCUCGCACCGCCUCCUCCUCUGCCAACAUCGCCCACUGCAGCGGAUGACAACAGGAGCCAGAAGAGCGGCUCUGUCGAGAAACACAGCUCCAAUCCUCUCAAGCGAUUUGGGACAGUUUUGGGGCGACGGAGACAGAGUGCGCAUCCAUACGGCAGAGCGACAUCACCAGACCGAAACUCUUCGUCAAACCUUGGUUCGGUAUUCGGUGGAUUCGGCAAGGGCAAAGCAAAGAAUAAUGAGAACCAGGGCUCCUCGUUGAGCACCACUGCAGAACGGCCAACUUCGCCUCUACGACGCCUCUCGCAGAGGCCCAGUACUUCCCAAAGAUCUGAUUCCCCAAGCCUCACCCGCCAGGGCAGCACUGAGGCUGCCCCAAACGGCACCAUACCUGAGUCGUCCGCUGAGGCAGACGCGCCAGGCGCUGUGAACGGAACAACGCCAGCUCAAGAGUCUAUACCAGAGCUCAAAGAGCCCCUGCCACCACUCCCAGUUAUAGAGACGCAGCCAGAACCGGAAAAGGAUUCUGAAGGAUUCUCUGUGCCCCCAUCCGCUCUGGAUGCCAUCUCGGAAGCCGAGAGGGAAGCAGGACUGGCACAAAAUGAGGGCAAUCCACCGCCACAAUUCAAGCUUGACAUUAGAAAUGCUCCUAUCCAGGAAGAGGACGGUGACGCUGAUGCAGCUACCGCCAACCUGGUCAACACUCUGCGCGCACAAGCCGCACAGCCAAAACGAUCAAGCACGUUGCGUGGUCGCCGAGAUGUUCGUAACACGAUAUUCGUACCGAACCCCGCAACACCAGAACUUCAAAGCAUAGGCGAGGUGCCUCCGCUCCCAACAAGUGAAUCUGGUCCCGCUUCCGGCCCUGGUUCAGCAACGUUUCCUGCCCCUGCUAUCCCUCCUCAACCUACAUCUCCAGCUUUCAAGCCUCCACAUCGCGCAUUGUUAUCGGAAGACCAUGCCACAUCGGAUACACAAUCCAUCCGCUCGGGCCGAUCGCUAAGUAGCUCCGCUAGUACCACAAUCAGACACCCGGACCUGCAUGAACCGGGGCUCAAUGCGUCGUUAGUGGAGACCGUCAGCGCGUGGUUCGAGCAGGGCAACGUUACCAAGGCAAUGGUAAUCGGGCAGGUUGCGCUUGCGUAUAACCCUGUCGACAUCUCUGCCGGUCCUUUCGGCACUGAGAGUAUACGUUUGGAGAACUUUCCUGUACUCGAGAAGGUUGCCCCUAAUCCUGCAUUCAUCGAGCAGUCGGCAGAUAGCCCGGGUAACUACACCGUAGAUUUGUCAAAGAUCAUGAAGACAUCGGUAGCCUUUCACUACCAGUUACACAUCGAAGACAGCAACAUCGGCUCCCUCCCACCAAUUCUUUUGUCCCCAGCCUGGAAAUCAGAACCGACACAGACGUCUGCCAUCCUCAACUACUCCCUCAACCCCAGAUUCGAACUUGGCGGUGCCACAAGCAUCACCAUUCGCAAUCUCGUCCUUGUGAUUCGACUCGAGCCUGGGUCGAAAGCGACGUCGUGCCAAUCGAAGCCCACUGGUACCUUCUCGCGCGACAAGGGACUCAUUUACUGGCGUCUAGGCGACGUAACCCUCUUUCAAGGCUCCGCCCCCCAAACCCUACGCGCACGCUUCGUAACUGACGGCCAGGCCAAACCUGGUAACACGGAAGCCCGCUGGGAGAUUAGCGAUGAGCAGUCUUUGACUCUGGGUAGCGGGCUAGGUGUUAGCAUGAUGGCGCCUCUCAACGCGAAGAAGGACGAUGGCGAGGCUGAUCCGUUUGCGGAUGCAGAGGAGAAUGCGCCGGCUAGUCCGGCGAUUGGGUGGAACUCUGUAGCUACUGUUAAGAAGAUUACCAGCGGGACGUAUUUGGGUGUUUAGAUAGGAAUAGUGUUGGCUUGAAUAAUGGAUAGAUGGAGAAAGAGACGGGAAUACGGACAAGCUUUAAUAUCAAGUGUAGAUGCAGUACGAAGAUGUUAAUCAACACAAUCUUUUCAAA